Vigna umbellata (rice bean) is the source of this 4550-nucleotide messenger RNA. RefSeq names its product tornado 1. Gene Ontology annotation, molecular function: protein binding. Lineage: Eukaryota; Viridiplantae; Streptophyta; Magnoliopsida; Fabales; Fabaceae. The record is from RefSeq and is a predicted model, not a curated record.
CUGACAUACUAUUUAUUGUUUAAAAUUUAUUGAAAUCGUAUUUGAUCUAAAGAAUGUGUUAUAACAUUGUGCUCUUGUAUAUUUUUCCUUCGGAGAACUUCAUUGUUAAAUGUAUGUACAUUGUCUUCCAAAGAAGCAUUUGAGAUUACUGUAGAUGUUCUGGUAAGGGCACAGGUUCGUUCAACUUUGAAGAGUUUGUGAAGUGAUGGCAACAAACCAGAUCCUGAGAGAACUACAAUGGGCUCAGCAAGCCAUCAAAUCAGAGGGCCUAAAUCUGCACAGUAUUUCCUUCUACCUCUCUCAACCAACUUCAGGUUGUUAUCAAGAAACAGACAACUCCAUAAGCAUAAACAUUUCCAAGGAAAACCUUCCAUUCUUUUCCCCUCUCUUGACUACUCUUGCAGCACCUGGGAGACACAACUCCUCCUUGAGAAACUUGGAGUUCUACAGAGUUGAAUGGGACUCACAACAGGUAAGACAUCUUGGCACCUUGCUGGGGAAUAACCAAAAUGUACAGCAUUUGGAUUUUAGAAGAAACAGAUUCAAUGGAAAAAGCCUAUCAGACCUUUCUGACAUUCUGAAGGCAAAUAAAGUGAUCAAAGAGAUCAUGCUUUCAGAAUCAGGCAUAGGGUCUGUUGGAGCUGGACUGAUUGCUUCUGCUCUUAUGGUGAAUGACAGUUUGGAGGAGCUUCAGAUAUGGGAAGACUCAAUAGGAUCAAGAGGUGCUGAGGAGCUUUCGAAGAUGAUUGAAGUUAACUCAACUCUUAAACUGUUGACAAUUUUUGACUCAAAUGCCAUCACAGCUACACCUCUUAUAUCUGCAGUUUUGGCAAGGAACAGAAGAAUGGAAGUUCAUGUUUGGAGUGGGGAGAAUAGAGAAAAGAGUUCCAAGAUAGUUGAGUUUGAACCUGAGAACGGCACACUUAGAAUUUACAAGCUUAACCUCUCAGGGACUUGUAGAGUUACCUGUUCUUUAGGCAUGAACUUCACUGUGAAGUCCCUUGACAUGACAGGAGUAAGGCUAAAAUCCCGGUGUGCCAAGGAAUUUAGGUUGGUUUUGGAACAAAACCAGACCCUCAAAGAGGUAAAUUUGUCUAGAACAUACCUUAAAGACAAGGGCAUUGUGUAUAUUGCAGCAGGCCUCUUCAAGAACAAAACUCUGCAAACCUUACACCUGAGUGGAAAUUGGUUCAGUGGCAUGGGCGUGGAACAUCUAUUAUGCCCUUUGAGUAGAUUUUCAGCACUUCAAAGGCAAGCCAACAUUACUUUGACAUGUAUUACUUUUGGAGGAGAAAGAACAAGAAUAGGAAGGGAUGGGCUAGCUGCCGUUAUACAGUUUCUUACAACAAAUGAAACAGUGCGGAAGUUGGGAAUUCACGAUGAUGAGAGUUUGAGAUCAGAUGACUUUGUUAAAAUCUUCAAGAGUUUGGAGAAGAAUGCUAGCUUGAAAUGCUUGUCUCUUCAAGGAUGCAAACGUGUGGAGGGAGAGAUACUGCUGCAGACAAUUGUGGAGACACUGCAGAUAAAUCCUUGGAUUGAAGAUAUUGAUCUCUCCAGAACACCUUUACAAAACUCUGGAAAUACUCAGCGAAUUUAUCAGAGGUUAGGCCAGAAUGAAAAGACUGAACCAGAUAUGGAUUCUGUCAAGGAUAUGCCUUUAACAGAACCCAAGAGUUGCAGAGUUUUCUUUUGUGGCCAAGAAUGUGCAGGCAAAACCUCACUUUGUCAUUCAAUAUCACAAAAUUUCUCUGCUUCGGCGCUUCCCUACUUGGAUCAAGUCAGAACAAUAGUGAACCCAGUGGAGCAGGCAGUCAAAUCAGUAGGAAUGAAGAUAAAAACUUUCAAGGAUGAGGAUACAAGGAUUUCAAUAUGGAACCUUGCUGGUCAUCACGAGUUUUUAUCUCUCCAUGAUCUUAUGUUCCCAGGGCAUGGGAGUGCAUCAUUUUUCCUCAUCAUAUCAAGUUUAUUCAGGAAACCAAGUAACAAAGAACCAAAAAGCUCAACAGAAAUUGAAGAGGACCUGCAGUAUUGGCUCAGGUUCAUAGUUUCCAAUUCUAAAAGAGCAAUACAACAAUGCAUGCUUCCAAGUGUUGCUGUUGUUCUCACACACUCUGACAAAAUCAAUCAACCAUCACAAAAUUUUCAGCUCGCAGUAGAGUCAAUUCAGAGACUUAGAGACAAGUUUCAAGGCUUUGUUGAUUUUUACCCAACUGUAUUCACAGUUGAUGCAAGAUCAUCAGCAUCAGUUAGUAAACUCACUCAUCAUAUCCGAAAGACGAGCAAGACAAUUCUUCAAAGAGUGCCACGGGUCUAUCAACUUUGCAAUGAUCUGAUACAGAUUUUAUCAGACUGGAGAUCUGAGAACUACAACAAGCCAGCCAUGAAGUGGAAGGAAUUUGGUGAGCUAUGCCAAGUGAAAGUUCCACUUUUGAGAAUUCGAUCAAGACAUGACAACAAAGAGAAGGUAGAGAUGAAGAGAAGAGCUAUUGCUACCUGUCUUCAUCACAUUGGUGAGGUGAUUUAUUUUGAUGAGUUGGAUUUUCUAAUCUUAGAUUUUGAGUGGUUCUGUGGCGAAGUCCUUGGUCAGCUCAUAAAGUUGAAUGUUAAGAAGCAACACUCUGAAAACAAUGGAUUUAUUAGCAGGAAGGAAUUAGAAAAAAUCUUAAGAGGAAGUUUGCAGAGCCCUAUUCCUGGUAUGGGUUCAAAGGUUUUUGAGAAUUUAGACGCUAGUGACCUUGUAAGGAUGAUGCUAAAACUUGAACUUUGUUACGAGGAAGAUCCAUCAGAUCCAAAUUCCCUGCUAUUGAUUCCUUCCAUUCUUGAAGAAGGCAGAGGAAAGCCUCAGAGGUGGCAGCUAAGCAUGCCAGACUGCAUUUACACAGGACGUCAUCUUGAGUGUGAUGAUUCAAGCCACAUGUUUCUAACUCCAGGUUUCUUCCCUCGUUUGCAGGUGCACCUUCACAACAGAAUAAAGGCUGUUAAGGAUCAGCAUGGUGCAACUUACAGUCUUGAGAAGUACCUUAUUUCAAUCAGCAUUAACGGAAUCUACAUAAGAGUAGAACUUGGAGGAGAGUUGGGUUACUAUAUUGAUGUCCUUGCAUGCUCCACCAAAAACCUGACAGAAACUUUAAGAGUCAUUCAUCAAAUUGUGAUCCCCGCAAUCCAAAGUGUUUGCCAAGGGAUCACCUUGACUGAGAAUGUCUUAAGACCUGAAUGUGUGAGAAAACUGACACCUCCUAGAUACAGAAAAACUCAAUUUGCUCCUCUGCAGCAGCUGAAACAAGCACUACUUUCACUUCCAGCAGAAAGCAUGUAUGAUUAUCAACACACAUGGAGUCCAGUCCUAGACUCUGGUAAGCCUAUCCUCCAAGACGGAUUUGAUUUUGCACGAGACCUUUUAUCUGAUGAUGACUUCCGGGAAGUUCUUCAUAGAAGGUAUAAUGACCUUUACAAUCUUGCACAAGAGCUGCAAGUUCCACCUGAAAAUAACCCUGAAGGGCAAGGUCAAUCUAUAACCUUAAGAGAUGAAGCUGCAAGGGUUGAACCAACUUUUGGUGGCAUUGCAAAAGGGGUUGAAGAAGUUUUGCAUAGACUCAAGAUUAUUGAGCAAGAAAUCAGAGACUUGAAACAGGAAAUCCAGGGGCUUAGAUAUUAUGAACAUAGACUUCUCCUUGAACUUCACCGCAAAGUGAACCACCUUGCAACCUUUAAUGUGCAGGUUGAGGAGAGGAAAGUCCCCAACAUGAUAUAUUUUGUAAGGACAGAAAACUACACAAGAAGACUGGUCACCACCAUGCUUUCUGGCAUGAAUGCUCUCCGGCUUCACAUGUUAUGCGAGUUCCGGGGACAAAUGCAUGUUGUUGAAGAUCAGAUGGGGUGUGAAAUCAUGCAAGUUGAUAAUGCUGCUGUGAAGUCUUUGGCUCCAUACAUGAAGAAGUUCAUGACAUUGGUAACUUUAGCUCUUAAAAUAGGAGCUCAUCUUGCAGCUGGAAUGGGGCAAAUGAUACCUGACUUGAGUAAGGAGGUGGCUCACUUGGCUGGCUCUUCAGUUCUCUGUGGUGCAGCUGGGGCAAGUGCAGCAGGCGUUUUAGGUGCUGCCGCUAUGGGUCGUAGAAACAGGUCCAUGGAAGGUUCAAGGGACAUUCAACAAGACUUAAGAGCAGCACAGCAAUGGGUGGUUGAUUUCUUAAGGGAGAGAAAGUGUUCCUCAGGGAAGGAUAUUGCAGAAAAGUUUGGACUGUGGCGAGUCAGGUACAGGGACAACGGUCAAAUUGCAUGGAUAUGCAGGAGGCACAUAUAUGCAAGAUCUGCAGAGAUAAUUGAAGUACCAAUUUGAAACAGUUGAAAUCCUUAUGUAACAACACUAGGAAAUAAGAACCUUAGUUUCCAAGUUUCUUCUCUUCAUUGUUUUUGUGUGUUUAUAUUUCCAUUAUAAAUAUGGCAUGUAAUGUAAUGAUGUUCUACAAUACAUUUAAAGGGCACAUGUGUCGAACAUGUAAAUUUUAAUAUGUUUCGUAAGUAACAUGUUAUUCAUACUGAGUAUGAACCUA